CAGAAAAAGGGAAAGUAAUCGGUGACACUAUUUUUGACAUUAUUUUCUUUGCAAAUUUCAUGCAGAUUUGAAUUUGUUGCUUUUAAUCGAUUUGAUAAAGGCUUUUUGUUUUCGGAUGUGGUGUUUCGUGGUCAUGGUUGCUGUUAGACCAAAAUGGUGGUCUAUAAAAAGUUUCCUCAAAAUAGUUUUAUUUUCCCGCGCGAUCACAAUUUCGUAAGACGCUUGAGGACGUAUGUAAGCUUCUAAACGAUGGCUAUUAAAAAGCGAGACUUUCAGAAAACAGCGGGGCUUAUUCAGGAGUUUCUUUCGAAACUUUCAUGCGAGGAGUCAACAGCUGAACUUAGGGAUUCUAUGCAUCUUGUCCUAUUCUACUUGCAAAAAUACUACAAAAAACUUCGUAGCAGAAGUCUUUCAAAUGGUACUUCACCAAGAUUUAAUGGAAAAUCACUAAGUGGAAGCUUGGUUUUGAAUGGGGGAGUGAGCCCAGUGAGUCCAGCUUGUGGAAUACCUGAUCAAUUCGAGUGGAAGUGGUACAAUUUAGAAUCACCCAGGCUAUGUGCCAGCCUAGGUACAAAUGAAUUUUCCUCCUUGCCUCUCGUGCUGCAAGCUGCAAAAUCCGCAGAUUCAGAGCUUUUAAAGGAACUCAUAGCGAAAGAUUCCGAAGUCGUCAACCAAGUGGAUGGCUUAGGACGUAAUGCUGCUAUGUACUGUGUCCAUGGCAACACACCUGCCCAUACAGAGUGCCUGGAAAUACUGAUAAGUGCUGAAUGUGAUCUGGAUCUCAAGGCAAAUGAUAACACAACAGCACUUCAUGUGGCUGCGUACAUUAAUAACACUGCUGCCUUGCCUCUCUUGCUUCGUAAUAAGGCUCCUCAUAAUGUUGAAGACAAUCAAGGAAGGACACCACUUCACUGGGCAGCAGCAAAUCCAUCAGAGGAUAACUUAAAGUUAUUGCUUCAGGUUGGAGGGAAGUUAGAUGCUACAGACAGCGAGGGUUUAACUCCAGCUAUGUGGGCUUGUUAUUUUGACCAGCUUCACAAUCUCCAGAUGUUACAGAAUGCACUGGCAAGAAUUGAUCCUGAAGAAGAUGCAAUCCUUAGAGAUAGUGACUGUUGUGGUCAGUCUGUGAUACACUGGGCCGUCAAAGGGGUGGGAUCUUUGGAGUGUCUUGAGGCUUUAUUAACUCCUCAGUCUGCAGUUCUGAGGGACAAUGAAGGCAAAACAGUGCUACACACAGCAGCUGAAAAAGGGAUUGCAGCUGCUUGUGAGAUGAUUCUAGAGGUGAGAGGAAACUUGGAAGGACUUAAGGAUACUGAUGACUCAAAAAGAACUGCAGCUCACCUUGCUGCCAUCUGUGGACAAGCAGAAGUUGUGAACUUUCUUCUUGAAAGAGGAGGAGACCUUCUUGUAAAAGACUGUUUUGGUGCAACUGCAGUUGAUUACAUCCACAACAAAAAACUAAAUUAUUGUGAAAUGGUGAUCAGAGCUCAUUCACAAAACAUUGACAAGAUAACAGGAAAGAAUGCCUCUGUGUCAACACCAUCCAGUCCUGAAAGUCCAAAUGUGGAUCCUGGUAAGUCAAGGCUAUCACCAUCUAAAGAUGAAGCAGCUGUGACACCAGUAGAACUUCACAAGGAAUCUGUAGGUGAGGAGAACUGUGAUGUGUCCGACCUUCAUGGCUUUGAUGUACAGGGGGGGUCAGGGCACCUGGAGGAUUCAGCAAUGAAUAAAGUGAGUCAUGAAGGAAAGGAAAAAUUACCAGAUCUUGAUGCCAAGGCCUUGGACAAAGCAGACUGUAGGGUAGAGCAGAAAAGGCCCUCAAACCCAAAACGGCGUCAGAGUACACUGACAAGGCAAAGUAAAUUCCAUCAUGAUGGUGAUUCAAGACGCUUGAUGGAUGAAGCGGCAAGUUUUGAUCUGAGGACUGAGGAUGGAGAUAUAUUAGUUGUAGUCAGUAACCUUGACACUGAAGAUCAGCAAGAGGAAAUUAUUGACAUGGAAAAUGGAGAUAUAGAGAUUGACUAUGAGGAAAAGCUGGAAUAUUCCAGUGCACGCAUGCAGCAAGGACAUGGCAGUGCAUCAAGUGUAUACAGUGAGCCUGAUAAUGCUGAUAAUUGCAGUGUCAGUGUCGGACUUAGUGUGUCAAGUCUUGGCAGUGAUAACGAGGACAUAGUUCAUGAUAAUGACUUAACAGAUUACCAAGUAGACAAGGAGGAAAAACAGCAGCUGAAAGAGGCUAAUGAUUCUCAACCUCAGUUCAUUCCAGAAUCUCACAAGAAUACUAAAAAAACAGUUACGCCUCCAAAGUAUCCAUCAAAACUGGCACAGCUAAGUUAUGUUCAAGCAGAAAACACUCGUAUCAAUUCCACUCAUGACGAUGCAGAAGGUAAUCAAGAAAACCUUGCAGUACCUUCCAAGAAAAAGAAGGACAAAGCUAAAAAGAAGAAACAGAAAGGACAGUCAGAGCUGACAUCACCCCUCCCUCCUCCAAGAGGAAGUAUCCCUCCCCUCAAUGCUGCUAGUUUGGGACCUCCUGGUAUCACCAAAUUUAGUGCUUUAGAUCCUCUUGGGAAAAAGCCAGCUCCUUGGGAGCAUGGAAGCUUAGGGCCGUUAAGGCAAGCUCCUCCCGAGUUAUUACCAACCAGCCCCCGGAUGGGAAGACAUCCAGAGGGCCAAGCUCUUGAAAGUGCUUUUGAAAGACCAAGAACGCCUGAGCCACCUCGAAGUCCACGUGACAUGACACCACAUCAUGCACCUCAACCAUAUCCUCCUGCGUCUAUGCAAGGGAAUCUUGAUGUUCCCUUGAGAGGUUCCUUGGAGGGUGUGGUACAUGACAGGGAUAUGAACUAUGGCCCUACUGGUCCAUUGCAUGGGCCCCUGGCACAUGCCAAUGGUCAAGCACUUCUCAGAAACAUGGACAUAAUUGGCAGAGGUCCAAAAAUGGAAUCUCAUGCAGACUUGAACAUGGGUGGAGUCAUGCCCCAUGGACCCACUGGGCAACAGACUUACUCUCUACGUGGUCCCAUUCCACAACCUCCACAGCAUUAAUUUCUUCACCCUAGCAUAAUAUAACUUUCUCCAUGAUAUUCAAUAAGCACUUCUUAUGUGGUAGUGACAAGGAGCGUCUGUUGGACUUGUUUAGUCUUCUAUCUUUUCUUUUAUUCUGGUAACCAUGAUAUAUGAUUCAGUGGUAGAUCUGUAAACAGAAAUUAGCUGUUUGUUAUUCUAAUGUAUGAGAGGGUUAAAGAAAAGAACUAUAGUGUAGAAACUACCGUUUGUAAAGUAUGGUGCAGUGUAAGGUAAUUCUCUGAAGAUUUGGCUUCAAUAUGGUUUCUUGUUUUAGCAAGAAUGAGACAUCCUAAAUGAUCACUGUGGCAUUACCUUCCCCAUAGGAAUGAAUGCCGACAGGUAGAAAAUCAAGCUUGAGGACCAGUUUUCAAUGAAUGUGUUAUCUCUGAUUGUUCAGUUUUCUCUAAUCAAAUUCCAAAUUCAAGUAAUACUAUUUAUUUCCAUCUCAACAGUAUUUUGGUUUUCUUGAAGUUACCAACAGUUUUGGAAUAUCAGUAGUUAUUAAUUUAUGCAAGGACUGUUCAGUUCUAAUCGACAUCAACUUGUAAUUGUUCUAAGUUAUUAAUUAUUUAUAAUAUACCAGUAGGUGAAACUUAAUUUAUCAUGUUAGCAUUGCCAAAGAUAUAUAAAAGCUUACAGCCCUCUCCAGGGGAUAAUGUUAACUUGCAUCUGUACAAAGUCUUCUAUUUAUUUGCUAAGGUAGGAGGAAUAAUAAUACACAUUCAAACAUUUUUCAACAAACUUUAACUCUUUUCUUACUCAAAGGAAAGUAUUAGCAACAUUUUGAGCUAUUCUUUUGUAAGAAUACAUUUCUUCAACUUAAAGUGAAACCUUUGGUAAGGUCAAGGAUCAACGUGUCAAGUUACAAGGCUCAAUAAUGGUUCAAGAUGGGUAAGAUUUGAGGGAAGAAUGAACUCUUUAACUCCCAAAAGUGAUUAGCAUGUAACUUCUCCCUACAAUACCCAUACAAUAUCCAACAAACAGGUA
Molecule: messenger RNA, 4056 nt
Organism: Stylophora pistillata
Lineage: Eukaryota; Metazoa; Cnidaria; Anthozoa; Scleractinia; Pocilloporidae
Molecular function (GO): protein binding
Source: RefSeq, a predicted model, not a curated record